AUGCGGCCCGCCAUCUUUAGCCCUCGCAACAGUCCCGUCCUCACACACGUCAGUGAGGAGCCACCGUCUCCAUGCUCCCAUGGUCCCCAAAGUUCACGUUCAUACCUGGAUCAGCAGGAAAACACGACACUUGGCCCAGGGCCUUACAAGCUGAGAGAUGCCGGCUCUAGAGUCUGGUCAGACCUCCGUGGUGUUAUCAAGGCCACACCGAGACCCAACCAGAAUGUCUCCGAGGUUAUCAGCAUCGUCAAUAGUCCAAGUUCGGCACUGGGACCAAGUUCUAUAUCUGUUGAUGUGUCGGCGAACGAUGAAGGCAACGAGAACGCUCAAGAGACGUACAUGCCAAAGUCCAGCAUGACGUGGGACCUCGUACGCAAACUGAAACGAAUCAGCCUGGUGCCGAAUCCUACAGUCGUCCUUCGCGACCUUCCAGGGGAGCGUCGGAGUUCAGUCCACAGCCCAGUUCACGUUCACUCGGUGCCCUCGAGCGAGGCCAGCAGCCCGCCUCAACCGGACCAAAGACGGUCAAGAAACAAUGCCUCGGGGAACAGCUUCUUUGACUCCCGCAUAUCCAUUGUUGCCACAGACCUGCUUUCCAGGCGACCCAGCCAGCAAAUUUACCAUCCUUGGACGAAAUCGAAUCCCGAGCUCUUCUGGCGUAGGCAUGAGAGGUCGCCCUUCGGUCAAUUACAUCCAACUGUUGCCACCGUUGAAAAGACAGCUGCAGCCAAGAUAUUCCUCGAGACCUACUUCAACGAGAAGCUCCACAAGAAGAGCCCUCGAGCCAUUCGGAACCAGUACUUGGAGACACAACUGAUUCCGGCUCCAGGCUCAUGUGCUAUGCAUACGGAUCCUUAUACCGAGCACUACGAACCCAUCAAAGUGCUGGGCAAAGGAAGUUUUGGUGUAGUCAGAUUGGUGCAAGAGAAACUCCAAGAAGGGGAGCCUGUCCGCCCAAGACAGGUGUUUGCGAUGAAAGUCAUCCGUAAAUCAAGCAUGCUCCGUAGCAACCAGGAAGGUCACCUCCGAGCCGAACGGGACUUUCUCGUGCAAUCUGAGGGUGCAAAAUGGAUUAUUGCUCUCGUUUGCAGCUUCCAGGAUCUGUCUAAUCUCUACCUAGUCAUGGAGUAUAUGCCUGGAGGUGACUUUCUCAGCCUGCUCAUACGGGAAAGCAUCCUCCCGGAAGCUGCUGCUCGCUUCUACGCCGCAGAGAUGAUUCUUGCGGUUGAGGAAACUCACCGGCUGCGAUUUAUCCACAGAGACAUCAAGCCCGACAACUUCCUCAUAUCGCAUUCUGGCCACCUCAAGAUAUCCGACUUUGGCCUUGCCUUCGACGGCCACUGGUCGCACGACACCUCGUACUACAACUAUCACCGCAACUCUCUGCUUACUCGUUUCGGCCUCGCCGUCGACGGUGACCAUACCGACAGGAAGGAGAGCCGCCAAAUACAGAAACAGAUUGAGAAGACGCAGAACUUGAUGGCGCUGUUUGAGCGCUACGAGAUACGAGCGGAUUCAACCGAUGGAAGCCUCGAGGAGCUCAUCAACUGGAGGAACAAACACAGCAAUCGAUCAUCGGCCCAUUCCAUGGUAGGAACAAGUCAGUACAUGGCUCCCGAGGUUGUCGGGGGUAAGAAAUACGACGGGAGAUGUGAUUGGUGGAGCAUCGGUAUCAUUCUGUUUGAGUGCCUCUAUGGACAUACUCCCUUUCUCUCUGAGAAGGGUCGCCAGGAGACAAAGCAGAACAUUGCGGCUAUUCAGGACCACGAGAGUAACUUCUGCUUCCCAUUGCAGCCCUAUGACAGCCGCCUCUGUUCCCGACGGUACCGGACAAAGGAACACAAUCGAUUCGAUAGAAAGAAGCAUACUGAUUCCAUGGGAAAUCACGUCUUCCCAGAUGACGCGGAAGACAUCAAGUCACAUCGAUGGUUCAAGAAUAUUCCAUGGGAUCGACUCGACACACUCACGCCACCUUUUGUCCCCGAAGUCUGUAGGCCCGAUGACACGCGAUACUUUGACGAAUCUGGGACGGUUGAUGAUAUGUCUGGCUCGGAAGACGACGAUGUGACUCCCUCACGAGAAUAUGCCAGGGAUAUGUUGAAGGAGUUCUCGUUGGAUUUCCAGAACCUCGCCAUGAAUCUCGUGGCCAAGCCGUAUGACACGGCCAGGCUGCGCAGCAUCGAUCAUCAGAUUGAUAUCUCGCCAAAGGUCUCGCCGUCGCAACGGGAUGUCCUCAAGAAGUUUGUUCGAAUGUGCGGGGCCAAGGAACCCAAGAGAGCCAGGGACAAGAUUCUCCGAGAUGAGAAGGUCAGAGACAUAGCCAUGGAUAUGAGGAAGAAGACGGCCUUUAUGGGAUACACGUGGAAGCGAGUGAGGCCAGACAGUUUCACGGCGUGGGCUUGA
Molecule: messenger RNA, 2403 nt
Organism: Geosmithia morbida
Lineage: Eukaryota; Fungi; Ascomycota; Sordariomycetes; Hypocreales; Bionectriaceae
Product: Serine/threonine protein kinase
Exons: 6
Coding region: 1-2403 (800 amino acids)
Biological process (GO): peptidyl-serine phosphorylation; intracellular signal transduction
Molecular function (GO): protein serine/threonine kinase activity; ATP binding
Source: RefSeq, a predicted model, not a curated record